Haliotis rufescens (red abalone) is the source of this 2690-nucleotide messenger RNA. Its product is annotated as pregnancy-specific beta-1-glycoprotein 8-like. The record is from RefSeq and is a predicted model, not a curated record. The transcript is spliced from 12 exons. The coding region runs from base 187 to 1794 and encodes 535 amino acids. Lineage: Eukaryota; Metazoa; Mollusca; Gastropoda; Lepetellida; Haliotidae.
GAUGAAUCUAUUCACUUGUUUCAAUUUCCGUCAUAAAGUAAUGUUAGCACCUCGAGCGCUGACCCAUUCAUUGUUACACGGAAAUAUUUCAUGACACUCCUGACUCACAAAUAGUUUGGAAAACCUUAUGUAGUAUUUUAGUUUUUCUGUCAGCCAUCAAACUAGAUCAUGUAAACUGUGAUCAAAAUGUUUUUGUAUAUUCGUUGUCUAAAAGCUGUGAUUCUGUAUGGAAUUUUUUUGGAGUUUGCUGCCUCCAAGAACAACACUGUUGCCCGUGUCGGGGAAAGAGUCCACAUGUCCUGGAAUGUACUUCUAGCUGUCCCGGAGUUUGAGAUUGUGUCUGUCAGACCUAAUGGGAAGCUCAGGCCUGAUGAAUCCAUGGUCCUGUUCGACGUGGAGGACAAUGCACAUGUGUUUACAUCUAUCAACACACAUACAGGGAACGGGACAAGGAUUCAGCUGACUGUCAAAACAUCCCUGCAAGGAAGGACGCUGGUCAGUCUCAUAUUCCACAGUGUCGACGUGCAGGACGCCGGAGUGUACCAGUGUGUUACCUACAACAGUGACAGGUCUGAUAACACGUGGACUCAGCUUCUCAAUGUACUGCAGAAACCAUCACAACCGAACAUCAGCACGACAUCUGCCGACCCUGUAUCAGGUGGUCAUGUGAUGCUGACCUGCUCCUCCACCUACCGGAGUCUUCCUCUAGACCGGUCUCUGUACCGGUAUACCCUGAACACGUCCUACACCUGGAGGAGAAACAACAGCAGAGUGGAGAGCGGGGUACACGUGGAGGGACCAGUCCUGACUAUAGACAACGUCACCAAGGGAGACAAGGGUGUCUACACGUGUCAGUCUGAAGAAGAGGGCGUCCUGUCAGACUGGAGUCAGGGAUACACUCUGACUGUCCUGUAUGGACCAGACACGGUACAGUUUAAUGGUAACAGAGAUAACGUGUCUGCAGUAGAAGGUGACCCUCUCACAGUGAGAUGUUCUGCUGACUGUAACCCCGCCUGCACUGUGACCUGGUGGGACACAUCCAGACAGAGGGAGAUCACGGGACAGAGGGAGGCUGUGUUGUAUAUACCAGCUGUUGACAGAUCUAUGUCUGGACAGUACACCUGUCACGUCAACAACACACACGGGAAUACAUCACGGAACCUGACCCUGGAUGUUUCCUCACGUGAGGUUACUGAAGCUGCCGCCGUUUCCAUCGUCCCCGUGGCUGCUGUCUGUUCUGUGCUGAUCGUCGUCAUCGCCGUGGUCGUCAUAUUUGUUGUUCGUAGAAAACAGACAGGUCAAGAGAGAGGAAACAUUCAUAACCGCGUGGUCGCAUAUACCCGGGACGCUGAAACAGACGGGAGCUACCAGGAAAUUGAAGAGAGAGGAUACACUAAUAAUCGCGUGGUCUCAUAUAUCCGGGAUGAGGAAAAUGAAGGGAGCUACCAGGAGAUAGAAGAAGAUGAUGUGAACGUAGACGACAUCGUCCCUAUUGUAGCCGUCUACUCUGUUAUGCUCGCGGUUGUGACAGUUGUUGUUGCAGCAGUUGCUAUUCUUGGCUGCAAGGACGUGAAAGAGGGACACAGCUUAAGAUGUGGUGAAUAUCUCACUGUGGUGGGAGAGAGACUAUCCCGUGACAUCAGUGAUGCACCGUACGCUUCCAUCAAUGACGAGGAUGCCUUAUCCCUGCAUGAUUAUGAGCGACUACUGAGGGAACAGUUCCACAUCUACACGUCUCUCCACUCUUCAGCUUCCUCUACACAGGACCACCGUACCAGGGACAGCCUUAUGUGAGGGUAGAGGGAACAGUUCUUCAUGUACACGUCUCUCCACCCUUCAGCUUCUUCUACAGAGGGCCACAGCACCAAGUGCAGCCUCGUAUGAGGGAACAGUUCCACAUCUACACGUCUCUCCACCCUUCAGCUUCCUCUUCAGAGGGCCACAGCACCAAGCGCAGCCUCAUAUGAGGGAACAAUUCCACAUCUACACGUCUCUCCACCCUUCCGCUUCCUCUACAGAGGACCACAGUACCAGGUGUUGCCUAAUGUGAGGGAACAGUUCCACAUCUACACGUCUCUCCAUCCUUCAGCUUCCCCUACAGAGGACCACAGACGUCUCUCAACCCUUCAGCUUCCUCUAACAGAGAACCACAGUACCAGGAGCAGCCUCGUGUGCGGGAACAGUUCCACAUCUACACGUCUCUCCACUCUUCAGCUUCCUCUAACAGAGAACCACAGUACCAGGUGCAGCCUCGUAUGAGGGAACAGUUCCACAUCUACACGUCUCUCCACUCUUCAGCUUCCUCUAACAGAGAACCACAGUACCAGGAGCAGCCUCGUCUGAGGGAAUAGUUCCACAUCUACACGUCUCUCCACUCUCCAGCUUCCUGUUACAGAGGUCCACAGUACCAUGUGCAGCCAUAGAUACCCCUAUGUGUGAUACAAGGAUCCUGCGAGAUCCUGGCGUUUGAUAUUAACAUUUAUGGAAUAUGGUUGAUUGUGUCGUGUGAUAUAUCACGUCAACGCACUUGCUUGUCCAUUGCAGAACUUGCGAAUGGCCGAGUUUAUGCAAUGCAGUGAUGAAGACUAAUGAUAAAGAAAAAAAUGUAGUUACUGUGUGUUGUCAUCGCUGAUCGAGGCGGUAGCUUGUAACCUUGAAGCUUCUAUCUUAUAUUUCCUAUACAACAUUAU